Molecule: messenger RNA, 6123 nt
Organism: Anopheles cruzii
Lineage: Eukaryota; Metazoa; Arthropoda; Insecta; Diptera; Culicidae
Gene: Dscam1
Product: cell adhesion molecule Dscam2
Exons: 20
Coding region: 1-6123 (2040 amino acids)
Biological process (GO): axon guidance; homophilic cell-cell adhesion; dendrite self-avoidance
Cellular component (GO): axon; plasma membrane
Molecular function (GO): cell-cell adhesion mediator activity
Source: RefSeq, a predicted model, not a curated record
AUGGUGAUGGGACGCGACAUGUCGCGUACCGCGGCACUCGCAAUCGCGUUGUUCUGCCUAUUAAGUGGAUUCAAUUGUCUCAAUGGAGUAUCGGCAGCCGGCAAGGUGGAUGACUCGAAAGGUCCCGUCUUCCUGAAGGAACCGACCAACCGCAUUGACUUUUCCAACUCGACCGGCGCCGUCGUCGAGUGCAGCGCUACCGGCAAUCCGCCCCCGGAAAUGAUCUGGAUCCGUAGCGAUGGAACGGCGGUCGGUGACGUGCCCGGACUGCGGCAGAUUCUGCCGAACGGAAACCUCGUGUUUCCGCCGUUCCGUGCCGAGGACUACCGGCAGGAGGUGCACGCCCAGGUCUACGCCUGCAUGGCCAAAAACCAGUUCGGAUCGGUGAUCUCGCGCGAUGUCAACGUACGGGCCGUCGUACAGCAGUACUACGACUCGGAGGUAAACAAUGCGUACGUUAUUCGCGGGAAUUCGGCCAUCCUCAAGUGUUCCAUCCCGUCGUUUGUGGCCGAUUUUGUCGGGGUGGUGUCGUGGAACGAUGACGCCGGCACUGUGUACCACCAACUGGACCGUAACCGUAGCCGCGGUGACGGGGAACACGAUUUGGAAAUUGACGGCAAGUACAUGGUUCUACCGUCCGGAGAGCUACACAUCCGCGAGGUUGGCCCGGAGGAUGGCUACAAGAGCUACCAGUGCCGGACGAAGCAUCGCCUGACCGGGGAAACGCGACUAUCGGCCACCAAGGGACGACUGGUGAUCACAGAACCCGUCGGUUCCAAACCGCCAACGUUCUCGUCGGAGUCGAAGGGAAGUAUUUUCGAAAAACCGGCCAACAGCAGCUUUGCGUUGCUCUGCCAGGCGCAGGCGUUUCCGGUUCCGAUCAUGAGGUGGUACAAGUACAUCGAAGGCACGCAGCAGAAGAAAGCGGUCGUGCUGGAUGAGCGAGUGAAGCAAGUGUCCGGCACGCUGAUCAUCAAGGAUGCGGUCGUCGACGAUUCGGGAAAGUAUCUGUGCGUAGUCAACAACUCGGUCGGGGGCGAGAGCGUCGAAACGGUGCUCACCGUCACUGCACCGCUGGCCGCCAAGAUUGAGCCGCGCACGCAAACGGUCGACUUUGGCCGGCCGGCCGUCUUCACGUGCAAGUUCUCGGGUAAUCCGAUCAAAACGGUGUCCUGGACGAAGGACGGCAAGUCGCUUGGCCACAGUGAUGCCGUACUGCGCAUCGAGUCGGUGAAAAAGGAAGACAAGGGCAUGUAUCAGUGUUUCAUUCGCAACGACCAGGAAAGUGCACAGGCCAGCGCCGAGCUGAAGCUGGGAGGACGAUUCGAUCCACCGAUCAUUCGCGAAGCGUUCCCAGAGGAGACGCGCCAUCCGGGUCCGUCGGUGUUUCUGAAGUGUGUUGCCGGUGGUAAUCCGACGCCCGAGAUCGGCUGGGAGCUGGACGGCAAGAAGAUUACGAACAGCGAACGGUACCAGGUCGGCCAGUACGUCACGGUGAACGGGGACGUCGUUUCGCACCUCAAUAUUACGUCGAUCCACUCGAACGAUGGCGGUCUGUACAAGUGUAUCGCCAGCAGCAAGGUCGGUGUGGCGGAUCAUUCGGCCAAGCUGAACGUGUACGGGUUGCCGUACGUGCGGACGAUGGAAAAGAAGGCGAUCGUCGCGGGGGAAACGCUGAUCGUCACGUGCCCCGUGGCUGGCUAUCCGAUCGAGUCGAUCGUAUGGGAGCGCGAUAACCGCCAGCUGCCGAUCAACCGCAAGCAGAAAGUGUUUCCGAACGGUACGCUGAUCAUCGAAAACGUAGAGCGCAACUCGGACCAGGCCACGUACACGUGUGUGGCGAAGAACUCGGAAGGAUACACGGCGCGCGGCACGCUCGAGGUUCAAGUCAUGGUACCACCCAAGAUUGCUCCCUUUUCGUUCGGCGAUGAUCCGAUGAACUACGGCGAGUCGGCAUCGGUCACGUGUAACGUCAUCUCCGGUGAUCUGCCGAUCGAGAUCGAAUGGUUUUUCAACGGCCAGCCCCUGACGCGGUAUCGGCACCAGCUCGCCAAGCUCAACGUGGCCGACUUUGGCAAGCGCACCAAGGCGUUGUCGAUCGACGAAGUCGAUGCGCGGUACGCCGGGGUUUACAGCUGUCGGGCGACCAACGUGGCCAGCUCGGUCGAGUACGCCAACGAGCUGAUAGUGAACGUUCCACCGAGGUGGAUCCUGGAACCGACCGAUAAGGCCUUCGCUCAGGGCUCAAACGCCAAGGUUGAGUGCAAGGCGGACGGUUUCCCGAAGCCACAGGUUACCUGGAAGAAAGCAGUCGGUGAUACUCCCGGCGAGUAUAAGGAUCUGCGAUCGAACGAUUCAAGCAUUCGCGUUGAGGAAGGUUCACUGUUUAUCCAGAACAUCCAGAAAUCGAACGAAGGUUACUAUCUGUGCGAGGCCAUCAACGGCAUCGGGUCCGGGUUGAGCGCCGUCACACUGAUCACCGUCCAGGCACCGCCCGAGUUCGUUGAGAAGCUGCGCAACCAAACGGCACGCCGCGGCGAACCGACGGUGCUGCAGUGCGAAGCGAAGGGCGAAAAACCGAUCGGCAUCCUGUGGAACAUGAACAACAUCCGGCUGGACCCGAAGUCCGACAACCGGUACACGAUCCGGGAGGAGAUUCUACCGAACGGUGUCACGUCCAGUCUGUCCAUCAAGCGCACCGAGCGCAGCGAUUCGGCGCUGUUCACCUGCAUGGCCACGAACGCGUUCGGUAGUGACGAUACGAGCAUCAACAUGAUCAUCCAAGAGCCGGCCGAGAUGCCGUACGCGCUGAAGGUGCUGGACAAAUCGGGACGCACCGUGCAGCUGAGCUGGGCCAAACCGUACGAUGGUAACUCGCCGCUCAAGCGGUACAUCAUCGAGUUUAAGCGCUCCCGAGGAUCGUGGGAAAACGAUAUCGAUCGCGUGAUCGUACCGGGCGACACCAACGAGGCGCAGGUGCAGAAGCUAAGCCCGGCCACUACCUACAACAUUCGCAUCGUGGCGGAGAACGAGAUCGGCGUGUCGGAUCCUUCGGAUGUGGUGACGAUCAUCACGGCGGAAGAGCAACCGUCCGGAAAGCCGCAGACCAUCAAGGUGGAACCGAUCAAUCAGACGACGUUGCGCGUAAGCUGGAAGGCACCGCCGCGUGCCGAAUGGAACGGUGAUAUACUGGGCUACUACGUGGGCUUCAAGCAAACGUCCGUCAACUCGUCGUACAUUUACGAAACGGUCAACUACUCGCUCGAGGGCGGCGAAGGCAAGGAGCACAGUCUGGAGAUUAACAAUCUGAAAACGUACACGCAGUACUCGAUCGUCAUCCAGGCGUUCAACAAGGUCGGUGCCGGUCCGAUGAGCGACGAAGAGAAGCAGUACACGGCCGAAGGAACGCCGGAUCAGCCCCCGAGCGAUACGAUGUGCACGACGCUGACGUCGCAGACGAUUCGCGUGUCGUGGGUCAGCCCACCGCUCGAGUCGGCCAACGGGGUCAUCAAGGGCUACAAGGUAGUGUACGCUCCGAGCGAUCUGUGGAAUGAUGACAAAAACAAGGACUACAAAAAGACGGCCUCCAGCGACACGGUGCUGCACGGGCUGAAGAAGUACACCAACUACACGAUGCAGGUGCUGGCGACCACCUCCGGUGGCGACGGAGUGCGCAGCGCACCGAUCCACUGCCAAACGGAACAGGACGUGCCGGAGGCUCCGAUCGGUGUGAAGGCGCUCGUCAUGUCGGAGGGUUCCAUUCUCGUGUCCUGGCAGCCCCCGUCCCAACCGAACGGGUUGAUCCUCCAGUACACGGUGUACAUCAAGAGUGGCGAGCAGGACCCGAAAAGCCACAAGGUGCCAUCGUACCAGAUGAGCUACGAAGCGUCCGGGUUGGAGAAGAAUCAAAAGUACGAAUUCUGGGUCACGGCUUCGACCACGAUCGGCGAGGGCCAACCGUCGAAGACGCUGUCCGCCAUGCCGAGCGAAAAGGUACCGGCCAAGAUCGCUUCGUUCGAUGACAAAUUUACGGCCACGUUCAAGGAGGACGCCAAACUGCCGUGCCUGGCCGUCGGUUCACCGACCCCGGACAUUACGUGGAAAAUCAAGGGCGUAGAGUUUGUGCCGAACGAGCGCAUCCGCCAGCUGCCGGAAGGUUCACUGUUCAUUAAGGACGUCGUGCGGCAGGAUGCGGGCGACUACACGUGUACGGCCGAAAAUUCGAUCGCCAAGGACUCGAUCACCCACCGGUUGAUCAUUCUGGCGCCGCCCCAAUCACCCCAGCUGACCCUGACGGCGACGACAACGGACUCGCUGUCCGUGAAGCUGAAGCCACACGAUUCGGAUACGGCCCCGCUGCAGGGAUACACGCUCCACUACAAGCCCGAGUUUGGCGAGUGGGAAACGAUCGAUGUUGCACUCGAGGCACCCAAGUAUACGAUCGAGAAACUGUACUGUGGAUCCCGGUAUCAGGUGUACGCGACCGCCUACAACACCAUCGGCGCUGGGGAGCCUUCGGACAUCCUGAACACGCGCACCAAGGGAUCGAAACCGUUGCUGCCGGAGAAGUCACGCUUCAUCGAAGUUUCGUCCAACUCGAUCACGCUCCAUCUGCCGGCUUGGAAGGACGGAGGAUGCCGUAUGUCACACUUUGUGGUAGAGCACAAGAAGAAGGAUCAAAUCGAUUGGAAUCAGAUUUCUAACAACGUCAAACCGGGCGGCAAUUUUGUCGUGCUCGAUCUGGAGCCAGCCACUUGGUACAACCUUCGCGUGACGGCACACAACAACGCCGGAUUCACGGUGGCUGAGUAUGAGUUCGCCACCCUCACGAUCACGGGCGGUACGGUUGCGCCCAGCUUCGGCUCCGUUCAGCCGGGCUCGAUGUACCCCCCAUGGAUUCCCCACUGGAUCGAUCUGAACGUGAUGGUACCACUGAUCGCGACCGUGAUCGUGGUGGCGGUAGGUGUACUGGUCAUUUGUGUUGCCAUCUCACGACGCCGGGACGACGAUCCACGCUGCGGGCCGAAGGAUGUGUACUACGAUGUCGUGUACAAUCAGUCCAUGGGCCCGGCAGGAGCUGCCACGCUGGACAAGAGGCGCCCAGACAUCCGGGAUGAGCUGGGAUACAUUGCGCCGCCCAAUCGUAAACUACCCCCGGUUCCGGGCUCCAACUACAACACGUGCGAUCGCGUCAAGCGCGGAACGGUUAUCAGCCAUAAUCCCUCCAUAAAAUCCAAUCAUACCACUUGGGACCCGCGACGGCCGUUGUACGAGGAGCUGAAGAAGGCUCCACCGCCACUGCCACGACGUUUCAACCAUCCGCCGGCGUGCUACGGUAUGGAGGAUGAAAUUUGCCCGUACGCCACGUUCCAUCUGCUGGGCUUCCGCGAGGAGAUGGACCCGACGAAGGCGAUGAAUUUCCAGACGUUCCCGCACCAGAAUGGAAUGGGCGGCCCGGGCCACAUGGGAACGAUGGGCUCGAACAUGGCGAUGCAGGUGCCCAGCCAUGUCCAUUCCCGCUCCGGUUCACAGUCAAUGCCACGCCAGAACCGGUACGCGCGCAAGAACAGCCAGGGUGGCCAGAGUAGCAUCUACACCCCGGCCCCGGAGUAUGACGAUCCGGCCAACUGCGCCGAGGAAGACCAAUACAGACGAUACACGCGCAUCAACUCCCAGGGCGGUUCCAUGUACUGUGGCCCGGGACCCGAGUACGACGAUCCGGCCAACUGCGCACCCGAAGAUGAUCAGUACGGUUCGCAGUAUGGUGGCAACUAUGGCACACCGUAUGAACAUUACGGUUCCCGGGGCUCCGUUGGCCGCCGGAGCGUAGGUUCGCCGGAACCUCCGCCGCCGCCACCGCGCAAUCACGAUACGAGCAACUCGUCGUUUAACGAUUCGAAGGAAAGCAACGAAAUUUCCGAAGCCGAGUGCGAUCGCGACAAUGGACCGCGCGGAAACUAUGGAGAGCCAUCCGAGGCCACUUCGAAAUCCAACGAUGCUGGUAAUGCGGAGGAAACUGAAAAGUUACUGAAAAGAAACGAAGUCAAACCCAAGUACACCAAACAAACAGCAGCAGCCCCCGGUGGCACCGGACUCACAGCCUACGAUACUAUGGCAGUGUAA